Molecule: messenger RNA, 953 nt
Organism: Thalassophryne amazonica
Lineage: Eukaryota; Metazoa; Chordata; Actinopteri; Batrachoidiformes; Batrachoididae
Product: cysteine-rich protein 2-like
Exons: 8
Coding region: 129-740 (203 amino acids)
Source: RefSeq, a predicted model, not a curated record
GAAAAGGGUAGAAUCUCGUUCGCUGCCGUCAUCAUCUUCAUCAUCUUCUUCAUCUUCAUCUUUUGAUUUUUCUUUUUCCGAGGGCGUUCUGAACCCGGUCCCGGGGUUCCGUCCAGAACACACGGAUCAUGUCCUCAAAGUGUCCGAAAUGUGACCGGACGGUGUUUUUCGCGGAGAAGGUGACAUCUUUAGGGAAGGACUGGCACAAGUUCUGCCUGAAAUGUGAGCGCUGCAGUAAGACGCUGACCCCGGGAGGUCACGCUGAGCAUGACGGGAAGCCGUAUUGUCACAGGCCAUGCUACGCUGCCCUCUUUGGACCUAAAGGGGUGAACAUCGGUGGAGCCGGUUCCUACGUCUACAAUGCUCCUGCUAAUGAAGCCCCAGCUGCUGUUUCCAUGGAAACGAAUUCCAAGCCAGAGGAGGAGAGAAAAGCCCCCGUGAGGGGCCCCGUGAAGGCUGCCAGCUUCUCGUUCUGUGGAGGAUCAGACAUCUGCCCCGGGUGCAGCAAAACGGUCUAUUUUGCUGAGAAGGUGUCGUCUCUGGGGAAGAACUGGCACCGGCCCUGCCUGCGCUGCGAGCGAUGCAGUAAGACGCUGGCCCCUGGCAGCCAUGCAGAGCACGACGGACUGCCGUACUGUCACAAACCGUGCUACGCCGUGUUGUUUGGACCCAAAGGUGUCAACACCGGCGGCGUCGGGAGCUACAUCUACGCUGAUCCUGAGGCCGAGCCACAGCCCUGAGACGCGGAUGGCUGCAGGACGCCGCAUGUCUCUUCAGGUUUCUCCGGAUACAGCAACAAAGACACUAUGCUAUGUUCGGGGGAUGAUACCGAGAGGUUUAUGUUGAAUGUGCAUAUUGUUUGUCUGUUUGUUUUCGACUCAGACCGACCUGUUGUGUCCUCCUGACAUAUUCUUCACUUGAUCUUGAUUAGAUAAAUGAAUGCACUGUCUUGU